Molecule: messenger RNA, 1671 nt
Organism: Oldenlandia corymbosa var. corymbosa
Lineage: Eukaryota; Viridiplantae; Streptophyta; Magnoliopsida; Gentianales; Rubiaceae
Source: the annotation of a GenBank genome assembly
AUGGAAAUGGUUCCCAAAUCUCAAACUCCGCCGCCGCGGCAGCCACCCGAGUCUAGUUCUAGCAGUAAUAAUGCAUCAUGGGUAGCCUACGGGUACCCUGUUACGUAUACAAUACCAACUGACGCCGCCGUUCUUCCUGCCCGCACUGGUGGCCGGAGGACUUCUGCGGCGUCCGCCAGUCGCUAUUCAGUAUCUACUAAUCGGCUUCCACUGGGAUCGGAAUGUACUUUUGGCUAUAAAAUGUGUUCUGGGAUCAUGUCCUUAAUUUUGAUCGCGUUUUUAUUUUUCCUCUUUGGGAGCAUGAUGAAUGCAAUCGGCCGGAACGCUUACACUGUGGGCGUCAAUAUUGGAUCUUUCAGUGUUUCCAAUAUGAACAUCUCCAACAAUCAAUUCUCAGCUAAUUGGUCAAUCGGGUUGAAUAUCACGAAUUCACAACCUCAGGUCUGUCAAGGUUUGGUGUACGCCGUCAACGUCUCUGUUUUUUAUCCCAAUUCAAUUCCUGAUCUCCUCCUUGUCACCGACGGGAAUCACCGAGCCGUUCAAGAUACGGCCGUCAACCAAACGUCGGUUUACCUCCGACCCGUUUCGUGGCUGGUGGGUUUGGAUGGUUCGGGUGGGGAUUUAAUGAACCAAGACGCCAGUGUUGAUGGGGUUAUGGAGUUUGACAUCCGAUUGUCACUCACAUUUGAAUCAGCUAGUGCUACUAAUCAAUCCAAAACGUAUCCUUUUGAAGUGAUUUUCCUAGAUUGUAAAGGUAUAAAGUGUAUGGCUGAUAAGCAGCAUAUAGAUGAAGAACGGAUUAGCAAGCUUCCAGAUGAAAUCCUUAGUCGCAUAUUGUCGUAUCUACCGCUCAAAGAAGCUGGCAGAACAAGUAUUCUGUCCAAAAGAUGGAAACGCGUGUGGACUUUGGCUCCUGAUCUUGAUUUUAACGGCUUCACCACAUUGUGCAAGAGCCUAACUGGGGAGGGGUACAAUGACCGAAUGAUAAGGGAAAGGCCUAAAUUUGUGAAUUUUAGGAAGGAUGUCUCCAGGCUUUCAUGCUUCUUUUCAAAGCUAAAGAGUCUUUCCUUAUUUUUGGGUUGGCGCCAGGCUAGAGAGGUUGAAGGGUCUCUGCCUCAAUUACCUGCACUGAAGGAACUAUGUAUAGAGCUUUGUUUAGCUGGCAAAGAGAGCAUGUGCAGACUUACUACGUUUUUUAGGGCAUCCCCAAACCUGGAGAAGCUUGUAAUAAAGACAUUAUACCCGCGGAAAAUAGUGACCCGCAGAGAGUCAGAUAAUGUUGUAAAUUACCCUCUUCAACAUCUUAGAGUGAUUGAGAUGUCUCAAUGCCGUGGCCGUUCGAUUGAGUUUGAACUAGUCAAGUAUUUACUUAAAAAUGCAAUUUCCCUUGAGAUAACUGUUGAUCCGCGUCAUAAAAUGGCUUCAUUUGGUAAUAAUGAUUGGCUCCGUGAUUCUGGGAUACUCGAUGAACAAGCUGCAUCACGCGACCAGAUCAUAAGGUUAAGGGAGCAGCAAAGUUUAGGAAUAAGGCCUCCAUUUGGUGGUGAAGAUUGGUUCUGCGAUCCUGAGACACUCAAUCAAGAAGCUCAGAUAACAGACGAGGCCCGAAGGUGUGCUGAGCAGCAACUCUUAGGAAUAAUGCCUCCGCAUGUGACAUUACAGAUCCUUUAG